CGCGCCUUCGGCGUCGCGAACCUGGGCCGCGCGAAGCGGAGCGUGCAGCGCAACGCGGACCGCGGCCACCGGAAGGAGGUCGUGCCGCUGGUGCAGCGCGCGCGGACCGAGGGCGCGCCGCCCGUCGUCGUCGUCGUCUGCGGCCCCCGGGGCUCGGGCAAGUCGACGCUGAUCCGGUCGCUCGUGAAGCUCUACACGCGGCACAACCUCGCGUCCGUCGACGGCCCCGUCACGAUCACCGUCGGCAAGGACAAGCGGCUGACGCUCGUCGAGUGCCCCGACGACCUGUGCGGCAUGAUCGACCUGGCCAAGGUCGCGGAUCUCGUUUUAUUGACCAUCGACGCGUCCUUCGGCUUCGAGAUGGUGACCUUCGAGUUCCUCGCGAUCCUGCAGGCGCACGGAUUCCCCAAGGUCAUGGGCGUGCUCACGCACCUCGACAAGAUGAAGACGAACAAGGCGCUGCAGCACGUGAAGAAGGCGCUGAAGCACCGCUUCUGGGCCGACAUCUACGCCGGCGCGAAGAUCUUCUACAUUGGCGGGAUCUUGCAGUCGGGCAAGUACGCGCGGAACGAGACGCGGCAGCUCGCGCUCUACGUGUCGCGCGUCAAGUUCCGGCCGCUGACGUGGCGCAACGCCCACGGCUACGUGCUCUGCGACCGCGUCGACGACGCGACGCCGCCGUCGCGGCUCCUGGCGGACCCCAAGUGCGACCGCACCGUGGACUGCUACGGCUACGUCCGCGGCGCGCACCUGAAAGCCGAGACGCGCGUCCACGUGCCGGGCCUCGGCGACUUCCUGCCGUCGGAGCUCGCGCCCCUCGACGACCCCCUGCCGCUGGGGAAGGCGGAGGCGACGACGGCCGACGGGCGGACGAAGAAGCUCCUCAAGGCGUCGGAGACCGUCAUCUACGCGCCGAUGGCGAACGUCGGCAACGUCGACUACGAGGACGGGUCCGUCUUCAUCGACCUCAAGACCGUGGCCUACUCCAAGGACGCCGACGUCGAGGGCGCGGACGACGCGCGGCGCGCGCAGACCGGCGGCGCGGCCCAGCUCGUGCGCCGGUUGCAGGAUCUGGGCGACGGCGUCGACGGCAAGCUCGGCGACUCGACGCUGCGCCUGUUCGGGUCCGACGCGGGCGUGGCGGCGUCGGCCGCCGACGGGGACGCCGCGGCGCGCGCGUCGUUCUUCGAGCGGACGAAGGAGGACCUGUCGCGGCGGCUCGCGGCGAAGAACGCCGAGGACGUCGCGGCCUGGGUCUACGACUCGGACGCGAGCGACGGCGCCGCGAGCGACGGCGACGACGACGACGACGACGACGCCGCCGCGUUCUUCCGGCGCAAGGGCGCGGGCGGCGCGGCGCCGGCCGGGGGCGGGGCCGCGCCGCGGGCCGGCGCGGACGGCGCGGACGUCGACGACGACGGCCGCAAGCUCGCGGCGCUCGUGCCGUCGCUCAAGGCCGGCGACCUCGACGGCUACUUUGCGUCGACGAAGCUCCGCUUCGCCACCGGCGCGGCGCCCGGCGGCGUCGACGGCGACGACGGCGCGGCGUGGGACGACGACGCGCCGCUGCACGGCGACUUUGAGGAGCUGGACGCGUCGUCGUCGUCCGACGACGACGACGACGACGCGGAGGCGGCGUUGUCGCCGCAGGAGGCCGCGCGCGAGGCCGCGGCGGAGAAGAAGGCCGCGGCCAUGUCGCUCCGCGACGACGACGGCGACGGCGGCGCCGGCGACGACGCCGCGGGCGACGGCGACGACGACGACGAGGAGAACACGUUCCUCGCGGAGCAGCGCGCGGCGCUCGCGAAGCAGAAGCUGUCGAACGAGAGGGAGUUCCGCGACGACGCCGCGCGCCUGGGCCUCGAGGGCCUGUCGAGCGGCCAGUACGUGCGCGUGCGCCUCGAGCGCGUGCCCUGCGAGUUCGUCGACCACCUGUCGCCGCGGCGGCCCGUGAUUUUAGGCGGGCUCCUACCGCACGAGGCCGCGCCCGCGUCGCUCGUCACGGGCCGCGUGCGGCGCCACCGCUGGUACGGCAAGGUGCUGAAAGCGCGGGACCCCGUGCUCUUCUCCUGCGGCUGGCGCCGCUUCCAGUCCGCGCCGCUCUAUAGUUUGGAGGACGAGCGGCAGACGCGGAGCCGGUACCUGAAAUACACGCCCGAGCACAUGCACUGUGGCGCGACGUUCUGGGCGCCGGGCAUCGCGCCGAACUCGCCCUUAGUUGGGUUCCACUCCCUAUCUUCGUCGUCGACGACCUUCCGCGUGUCCUGCGUCGGCGUCGUGCUCAAGCAGGAGGCGACAUCGAAGGUGUCGAAGAAGCUCAAGCUGUGCGGCGCGCCCUACAAGGUCGAGCGCAACACGGCCUUCGUCGACGGCAUGUUCACGUCGGCGCUGGAGGCGGCGAAGUUCGAGGGCGCGACGCUCAAGACCGUGUCGGGCGUCCGCGGCGCCAUCAAGAAGGCCGUCCGCGAGGACGUGUCCGAGGCCGGCAAGCACGCGCGCGCGGGCGCGUUCCGCGCGAGCUUCGAGGACAAGGUGCUGCUUUCCGACAUCGUCGUCUGUCGCCUGUGGGUGCCCGUGGACCCGCCGAAGCUCUGCGCGCCCGUGCGCGACCUGCUGCAGGCGCCCGGCGCGCCGCCGCGCGGGCUCAUGCGCACCGUCGCGGAGCUCCGCCGCGACACGCGGACGGCCAUCCCCGUGGACAAGGACUCGCUCUACAAGCCCGUGGACCGCGCGCCGCGCGCCUUCCACAAGCAGGUGCUGCCGAAGAAGCUCGUCGAGGCCCUGCCCUUCGCGUCGAAGCCGAAAGGCGCGACGGCGCCGAAGUCGUCCAAGCGGCCGGGCUACCUC
Aureococcus anophagefferens is the source of this 2847-nucleotide messenger RNA. RefSeq lists its product as hypothetical. Gene Ontology annotation, molecular function: GTP binding; GTPase activity; U3 snoRNA binding. Gene Ontology annotation, cellular component: nucleus; 90S preribosome. NCBI's taxonomy places the organism in Eukaryota, Pelagophyceae, Pelagomonadales, Pelagomonadaceae. The record is from RefSeq and is a predicted model, not a curated record. Gene Ontology annotation, biological process: endonucleolytic cleavage of tricistronic rRNA transcript (SSU-rRNA, 5.8S rRNA, LSU-rRNA); maturation of SSU-rRNA from tricistronic rRNA transcript (SSU-rRNA, 5.8S rRNA, LSU-rRNA); ribosome biogenesis. The transcript is spliced from 3 exons. The annotation marks the transcript as partial.